This is a messenger RNA of Xyrauchen texanus (razorback sucker), 690 nucleotides long. Its product is annotated as protein mago nashi homolog. Gene Ontology annotation, cellular component: exon-exon junction complex; nucleus; catalytic step 2 spliceosome. The coding region runs from base 119 to 562 and encodes 147 amino acids. The transcript is spliced from 5 exons. Gene Ontology annotation, biological process: RNA splicing. The record is from RefSeq and is a predicted model, not a curated record. NCBI's taxonomy places the organism in Eukaryota, Metazoa, Chordata, Actinopteri, Cypriniformes, Catostomidae.
CCCUGCAGUACUCAUGCGAUUUCAUGUUGAUCGUCUAAGCUCAGGCGAUUCGUUUAAGGAAGAGUAUCCGUGCGUUAAUUUAGAUACAUAGCUCCUUAUUUUAAUAUUUUGCACAAGUAUGUCCACGAGUGACUUCUAUCUGAGGUACUAUGUGGGCCAUAAAGGAAAAUUCGGCCACGAAUUUCUUGAAUUUGAAUUCAGACCAGACGGCAAGCUGAGAUAUGCCAACAACAGUAACUACAAGAAUGACGUCAUGAUCAGAAAAGAGGCAUAUGUUCAUAAGAGUGUGAUGGAAGAGUUGAAGAGGAUCAUAGACGAUAGUGAGAUUACAAAAGAAGACGAUGCUUUGUGGCCUCCUCCAGACAGGGUCGGCCGACAGGAACUCGAGAUUGUCAUUGGUGAUGAACACAUCUCUUUCACGACUUCGAAAAUCGGAUCUUUAAUUGAUGUCAACCAGUCCAAGGACCCAGAAGGGCUCCGAGUGUUCUACUAUCUGGUCCAGGAUCUCAAAUGCCUUGUUUUCAGUCUCAUUGGGCUUCACUUUAAAAUCAAGCCCAUCUAACUGCCCUGCUGCUUUUACUCUGGAUGAAAAUCAUAUUUUGGUUGUUUUCCCCACUGUCAACAUUUGUAUAUUGCUUGGUGGUUAGCUUUUUUUGUUGUUGUCUUUUUUUUAAAUAAAAACUUGGUCUA